Messenger RNA from Cyclocybe aegerita, 531 nucleotides. The record is from the annotation of a GenBank genome assembly. NCBI's taxonomy places the organism in Eukaryota, Fungi, Basidiomycota, Agaricomycetes, Agaricales, Hemipholiotaceae.
AUGUCUGUUAGGCCUGCAGAAACAAAGGCCAUGGAAAGUCAAAAUGUACUUCCAAUCACUAGCUUGCUGCUUUGUGGGAAGCAACUCAGGUAUCUUUGCUACAAUGUCUGGGACCCGGAAUCCGAUCUUUUGCUGACCACAGCUGAGUGGACGGAGUCUGCAAUCUCCCUACCUCAAUCCCCUGCAUCAGCACUAAAUGACCUGAUAGUAGCAAAAACCAUUCACGAUAACCCUCACCUUUUCAAGAUUGUCAGCCCAAUCAAUGUCAAUGUCUUUGAGUCGUACCUAUCGGACUACCCUAACCAGCCCUUUGUCCAAUCAGUUAUUACAGAUCUUUGGGAAGGUUUUUGGCCAUGGGCAGACACUUGUAAAACUGGGUAUCCAACCACCAACAACUGCUCAAAAGCUUUGCCAAAGGAUGAUGGAAAGGCAGCCUUCCUGAGAAAUCAAUUGAAGAUGGAACUGAAGAAAGAGCGCUUCUCACCUUUGUUUGGCAAGGACCUCCUUCCAGCCAUGGCCCACACUCUUUAA